AUGCAAAACGUGGCCGAAUUACUGACUACUGCAGCGACCAUCAGGACGACACCAACGGCGCCAGAGGUAGCUAUGAAUGCCGUGCAGACCAUCUACUUUCCGCUGCUGCCACUUCCGUUUUGGCGUUCAGACACGUUUACGAAUACCAACGGCGUUUGCAUCGAACAAGUGUCACCGAAGCCGUUGGAAAUGAAGUCGAGGAAAAAAGCAAGGACCACGUUCACCGGUCGGCAGAUCUCAGAACUGGAGAGGCACUUCGAAAUCAAAAAAUACCUGUCGUCCAGCGAAAGAGCGGUGCUGGCGAAAAAACUGCAGGUCACUGAAACACAGGUAAAAAUAUGGUUCCAAAAUCGACGAACAAAGUGGAAGAAGCAUACAUCAGAGCGACCUCAGCAGAAUCCAAAUAAGAAUGUCAUUUCCACGAUUGACCCAGCAGAAAAGAAAGACGUCGCCAAGGACAGCGGAACUCUUAAGAUCGAGGAGACCAUCGCAGAGAUGCCAAUGCUCAAAACAUAA
Molecule: messenger RNA, 516 nt
Organism: Soboliphyme baturini
Lineage: Eukaryota; Metazoa; Nematoda; Enoplea; Dioctophymatida; Soboliphymatidae
Source: the annotation of a GenBank genome assembly